UUUGUAGUUCCACAAGGAUAUCUUCACAAGGCAUAUUCCUGUGGCCGACAAGGGCCGUUCAUAUAUUGAAACCCAGGUACAACCUUACUUAGUUUGCUGUAAAAAGGACAACUUAUUUUCUGAUCUGUGCAUGCAUGCUCAGCGCUGUUACAAGUCUAGGACCUAGUAUUAACUCUUACCUUUGAUAGAAAUUCUCGAUAUUUAUUUCUGCUUGGAAACUCUAUAAAACACAUCAUAGGUGGAUUUUCAGAUUUUGCUCGGGGGGUUGCCGAAGGGGGGGAGUUGAGUGAUGCGGUGCCCCGCCGAAAAAGCUGCAGAGGUCUGGGGCGCAGUUGCUAAUGAGGAGCCGAAGCUCCCAGGAAAUUUGGAGAUUGUUGGUCGUAUUUAGUUGAAAAUCCUUGUUUUUAGUCACCCCCUUCCUAUGGUUGCAUAAUGGCUAUGAUCUUUCGUUGUGAAAACUGAAAGUCACAUAAACAAGUAAUCGGCUACGCUUAUUGUCUGCUAUGCACUGAUUUCCACAAAUAGAUGUUGGUCUGAUGAGGGACUCGAACCCCUUUUACUUUUACAACCGAACGCCAUUACCAUUUGGCCACCAAGGUUUAAAGUGUACUUGACAAAAAAGCAUAUUUAUAACGGGUAAAUUAAAAUUUUGCAUCCUCAAAUUGCCAAAAACCUGCCCAGUCUUGUUAUAUGACGUCAUGCACACAUAAUGCUCCACACCCUCACUCCCUCUUACCCUGUGGCGGCUUGCGCCCCAUCACUUUUUGCUCAUGAUGAUGCGGCCGGUUAAAUUUGUCCCUCAAUUUUUCCCGAAAUUCCUCCUCUAUUCUGUUAUAAUCUCUAUGACCCAGUUACAGUACCUCAUUAAUUUCGUAAUGGUCGAUAGCACGUCUAGCGAUAAUGUAUUGAUUCUUUAUUUAGGUGUUGGUGAAUUUGAUAAGUAGAAAAGUAUUUAAUCAUGAUCUGCAUGAAACACACAACAUGCACGAUGGUGUUUAUAAUGUGAAAGUGUUGGAAAAAUCGCUUAAUGUGCUCUUGAAGAGACAUAUUACGUAUGUAUUGGUUUGAGUAUAUUGGAGUAUAUUUGAGUAUACUCAGUAUCAGGGGUCGAAACAUAUUUUACUUUCUGGGACCGCAAGAGGUUCAUUGAAAAAUUUUCUGCAAAUAAUCAAAUAAAUCGACACUUGUGUGUGACACUAACAAGUUGUCAGAUUGAAUGUUAUGUAAGUUAUAUAUUUUAACAGAAAAAUGAUCGGAAUAUAACAUAAAACUAAUUUAGAUAACAUGCAUCUAGGGCUCUGAUCCAUCGAAAUUAAUGUACUGUAGGUCUGAUCCUAAGGUAAAUACAGAUGCCAAAAAGCGUACCACCAGGGGAAUCCAUGCUCUGCCAGAAAAAUUUGGAAAUCAAGUGUCCUAGAUUGGCUAAAAAUGCAUUUGCCAUACAACAUUUGAUACAUCAUUCUACCGUAGAAGUCUAUACAUUUAUACACUAAUUGCACUAUUAAGAUAGAUGCACUUAUAAUUGCAUUUUCCAGGGCAUACCCAUAAGCUACAAGCAGAGGUGUAACUUAACACUUGCUCGCUUGCCCGGGGCAAGUGAAUAUCAUGACGGGCAAGUAAACGUUUUAUCUUGCUUGCCUGAUUGGGCAAGUUGCCUUGCCACAAUAAGCUAGGCAUCUUUAAGUUUAUGUUUUGAGUGUUGGAUAAAUUUUUUAUAGUACAUGUACUUGAUUCAAAUUUUGUUUUUUGUGGGCCAAAGCUAGAUCUGAGGCAUUAUAACAUAGCCAUAUAGAGCAGUGGAAGAACCCUUAAUUUAUACCCCCUACCUAGGUACCCCAGUGGUCAUUGUCCUUAGGGCAAGUGGUCAAAAAAGUUAUACCACUGCUACAAGUACACUAUCCUUUCUAUUGGUUAGAAUCUUUAUCUUACAAUUAUCCUAUUUUCUUUCUUCUGGAAAUAUUUUCUGGGAACUCAGAAAAUUUUCUGGGACCAAUGAUCCCCUGGUCCGAUACUUUUUCCACCCCUGUUCAGUACUGUAUAUUGGAACUUCAGCAUGAUACUACUGUACUGCCUAUGAGAACGAUUUUACGAGUAUGAAGUACAGUGGAUGUCGCCUCUAAUGUAUAUGCUGGCUUUCAGGGCGCGAAAUAACGGCUGGAGGGUCGCCGGUCAAGGUGAUCGGCCAACUCAAUUUUAGCUCGGACAUACCGAAUUUCUGGCCGGUCAAAUUAUUCAGCUUAAAGCAUAGCCUUGUAAAGUAUACCCCUAAAAAUGUGACUAUUUUCCCAGUAUAGCAUUACAAAAAGCCUUACUGUAAUCAGUAAUUAAAAACUCCUUCACAUAAGAUAGCUUGCACUGCGCUAAAAGCAUGGCCUUAACUCUUAAACCAAAAGCAUGGCCAUGGGCUUUGUGACGUACUGUGUGGGAAAGCUGGCGUACAUUGAAGUUCUUUUCCCGCCAAACAUUCGACAACAUGUUAUGGUUCUUAAUUAUACUACUUGACAACUUUAUUUUGAUUAUUAAUUCAAAUGAAGAUUAGUUUGUUCUUUCACCGAAAGUGACCGGUCAAAAUGACCGGCAAGGUAAGAAUUUGACCGGACAACUCCGCAUUCUGGUCGGACAUUGUCCGUUGACCGGCCGUUAUUUUGCGCCCUGGCUUUGGGUAUUUAUCGCCAGUUUUCCAACCUACGUUUUUCGACACCACAACUGAUUAGAUACAGUAGCUUAAGAUCUACGACGUCGACGUCAGCUAGGGCGUCAGGGCUGUGAAGAGGCCUGCUCCCGGGCUGUAUAGCCGUUUCACCACUAUGCAGUAUAAGCGCCCUGGUAAACCAUCUUCAAAAGUGAGACAUGCAUGCAAGAAGACCCAAAUUGAAGGCACUACGCUGUAAAAUUUUUGUUUUUCGAAAAACCAUUUUUCUCCAUGGCACACCCCUGAUUGGAUUGUGACAUAACUGUUGCCUAAAAUAAUUAUAGUAAGUUGUGGAAAUACUAUUUUCUGGACGCAGAAAUCAGUAUGUUUUUGACAUGCAAAUAAUAAUAUGCAUGCCUCUACUGACUUCGUGACUCGAAAGUUUCCACGUUUCCCACCUCUACUGACUUCGGGACGCGACAAUUUCGUGGUAACUGCAUUUGUAGGUUAAGGAUUGUUCAAUGUUCACCGUACUGUUAGUACAGAAGCAUUAUGCUUGACAUUUGUUUUAUAUUUAGCUUCUCUGAACUGAAAACUAUCCGAAUUGCAUUUGAGGUUUACGAAUGUCAAGAUUUAUCCGGUAUGGAAGUCUGUCCUCAUAUUAUCUUACGAGCUUUAAAGGUAAAUCCAUACAUUUAAAUGUUUCACUACUUUUUCGACCUGUAGCCACUGUUUUAACUCGAGCCGCCGUUCGCCGCUACACAGAAUAUCUUUAACCUCCAGGCGAACAGCAGACAGAAAAUAUUUGAAGAGGCAAUUGUUUUGGCAUAUGCAAAACUUUGGAUCAAUGAGAAUAUAACAUUCCUAAAAUCCUAAAUGCAUGAUUUCAUAUCCGACCAAGACGAUGGAUUCGAUGGACCGGUUGUUCGAAAGCUGGUUAACUUACAGUAAUCCUGCAAUCUUGGACAUAACUGUUUGAGACUAUCCCCCCCCCCCCCUAUACAAAAUUCUUAUACCCUUAUGAUAAAUUCCAUGUUGAAUAAUGUCGCGUUUCUUCAGUCCCCGCUCCCCCAACUCAAUGUUGAGCUUUUGUCAUAAUGAUAAAUUACCAAAAGUUGUUUCGGCGUUGUUUACAACAUUGAACUGGAGGGGUGACAAGAUUUGUUUUGUCAGUGUUCAUUAACUUUGCAAUAUUUUCUGGAACGGUCUCAAGGGUCCAAGAUUGCAGGUUAGCGUUAAUCUUUCCAGCUAAUUUCUCAACAGCUUGUUUAUUAAAACUUGUCUUGAUCAAUAAAAGUUUUAUUCCCAUUUUAAAAACAAAACAGCGGGUUAAAUUUUAACCCUGGGUUAGCACUAAUCGUGCUUUGAACAACCGGCCCACGACGGACGAUUUUUAAUUUAUUUGGACGAUUUUAAAAUAAAUUCUAUCCACACCCAAAAUUUCCAAAUCAUAGUUAAUUACAAAAUUUUUUGGAAUGACCAACCUUUUAAACAUCGGCUAGUGUAUCCAUAUAGUCAUGCAUUCACUUCAUUUUUCGUUUAAGGUUAUACAACAACGUUAUAUCCAAAUAUUAUUUGAAUAUGUUAUGAACCAGUAUUAUCCAUGAUUAUAAAAAUAUCAAUUUAUACCCUUUAGAUGUGUGGUCGUGUUAUUUCACCUAGAAAACUUAUGGAUUGCGUACGUAUUUUAUUAUCGUGUUUUCCACUUGUAGACUACUGUGAACAUUACUUGUAAAAUAGCUAGACGCUCAAACGAAACGUAUAAUUGGCUAAUUUGUGAUCACGUGUAUUUAGAUAAAGGCAAUGUACCCCCCCCCCCCCCCCGGGCAACAAGUGAAAAUUGUUGCUUGCUCCGACCGGCUAUACGUACAUAAAUGCUGAAAAUGGAGCCAACUUUUUAGAAAGAACUUUUUGCCAGUUUAUGAAAGAAUACAAUAGGCAACUAGAAAUGUUGCUGAAAUACGUUUUAGCAAGUUAUUUUAUUUUUAUAUAAGAAUCAUUUACAUUAAGAAGUUUUAUUCAUGAGAUAGAAUUGUUUUGUGACUGUUGUUUAUUUUUUCUUAUUCCCUAUAUAAGAGAACAUUUUUAAGUGUUAGACAUUAAAAUGUUUGUUCACUCGGUAAAAAGUUUGUUUUGUUUUCCCUCGAUUCUCCAUGUUAACCUCCACUCCGUCUCGAGAGUGAUUGAAACUCUCGGGAAAACAACACUAACUAUUUCCUUCGGGGACUGCAGACAUUAAGUGCACUUGGAACUUAUCUUACCAAAAAUCUCAAUAAAAUACCGUUGUUCACCUCUGGAUAAACAACAUGCAUGCAGCUGUGGGUUGACCAUUCGUCCCCAGAGCCGUUUUCACUCGGUUACUCUUUGAAAAUUAGGCUCUGGGUUAGACGACUAAAGGGAUAGAUCUGAUUGGCUUCUCAGAGAACUGCUAUUUCCCAAACGUUGAGCAGUUUUCAGAAUUAUUCUAUCAAUUGAAAAUAUGUCAACACAAAUACUUCGUUUCUUCGUAAUACUUCUCUGUGAAAAUUGUUACGGGAGCUGAAGCGUCCCAAAUCAAGAGUAUGCGCUUUAGAAGCCACUGCAAGUUUUCUUGCCUAUGAAGAUCGUGCGCGGCCGAGAGCCCUGGGAACGAGGAUAUAGGCUGACGCUCUGUUUUUUUGUAGUCGCUGUUAGGUACCAGUCCCUUUAAUAUCGAUACCGUUCGAUCACAUCUUUUCAUUUCAAUAUACGCUCGCACACCUAGGUGUAGUAUCUGGAUAGAUAUAUCAUUUCUUCUUUUUCCAGAUAAAACAUAUGCCUCGUGAUGUUCCAGAUCGCUUGACGCUUUACGAAUUUAUCGAACUCGUACCAAUGUAAGUGUAUAAUUCUCUGGAACAUAUACUUAAUAUUCGCACCUGUAAUGGAAAAACGGUUUUUGUUGGCUGUUAUAACACGAUAGUCUACAGUGUAUAACAGAACGUUGACAAAUUGCCGGACAAUUCUAUACAAUUUCAAUCGUUAAAAUAUUUUCUUCCAUUUAAUGUAUUUUAUUUAUUUUAUUUUACAAGUUUGCCAUUGCAAUGUAUGUAUUCCGCCAAAGCUCCGGAAAUCUUUAUCGCCUGCUUCUUUCUUUGAAACAUUUGUCUUCAUACAAAUCUGCAUUUUUCAUUGCAUUUAAUGGAAAAGUACAAUAAACAUUAGGGGUGCACCGCAACCAAUUUUUAAAGUUCCGACCGGAACCGGAUCGGGCCGAAACUGGAAAAAAGUUCCGGCCGGAACCGAUUCAUUAAGCGAUAUAUGGUCACAUGUUACUUUGUCUGCUGCCAGACAGUCAGACACUUUCAGUCAUCAAGGAAAGAGCACGCAAAUGUUAGAAUAAAAAGAUUGACUAACGUUAAACGUCAUAAUGAAGUGUUAAUAGUGUACAUUUUUCUUGUGUAGUCCAAAUUUCUUCCUAUGCUAUUCAAUAAAUAAACUUGAUAAAUCGGGGUUCCGGCCGGAACUAACCGGCCGAAACCGAGUUGCGGUGCAGCCCUAGCAAACAUAUAUAAAAGUGAUUUAUAUAAUCCAAAAACCAAAAAUAGGAAACAAAUACAGUAAGAUGAAGGAAUAAUUUUUGAUAUUUUAGCAUGUUUGAUUCAUCUCUUUCCAACAAGAACUUCAUCAAAAACUGGACAAACAAAUUACGAUAUUUAUAAUGUCGUCAAUGAUUAUCCAGCUCUAAAUCCGCGUAAUUUGUCAUCGCAGUCGCUAACUUAAAAUGAUUCUGAAAGCCCCAGGAUUUAGAAUGAUUUUGAUUUUACUAACUUAGAAUGAUUCUGAAAGCCCCAAGAGCAACGUGGGACAAUUUGCCCGUAGCAAAAUUGUAUUAAUAAUUAUCUAUGUAAAUUAUUAUAGGUGUGAAAGAAUCUGCGAUGUGAACGUUAAACUUCAAAAACAAGCUGAUGUUAAACGACGUAGACGCUCGAAUGUAUCUGAAGUAAGUUAUCAUUAAGAAUUUGCCGGUGUUUUUAUGGUACUCUCCGAUUGUAAUUGACUUGCAAAGACUCGUAUUGGCCCCAAGGUCUUCAUGCAUGCAUGCUUAGAGUUCCCAUGACAAUUGCCAUGAAAUUUCAGAAGCGAUGCACUGGGGGCUUAUUAGAGGGGGGAAGGGAAAUAACGUAAAGAGGCAGCUAGGGGGAGGGAGUUAAAUAGAUUUUCACAUUCUUUAUACUUAGGUUGGUCUGGUAGUGAUGGCGGUCGUUACACGGGCAAAUAUCUCGAAAUCAUAAAGAAAAGCUGAAACACAUGAUUUUGACCAAUUUGGAAAUUUCGACAAGAAAAACAAGUCACAUAUUAAUUUGACGUUUAAAUUAUGGCCUUUGCAUGAUUAAACAAGCGUAAUUCUUUAUAAAACGUUGGUGUUUGUAUUUCGCUGAAAGUCUAUAUUGAGACUGAUUUAAUUAAUUGAAAAUUAUGGCUGUGUAAAGGGUGUGGUUUUUUCCGUAUUUCUGGACUAGGGAGGGUAUUAUUAGAAGUGGCGUGAGCGAGCAGUUUGCCAGUUUAUAAUAGGAACUUAGUUUCCUUCUGCUACUAUCCUCCCUAUAGUCUUUAUGUUAGUAAUUGUUCGAAUCUAUUAUUCGUAUACAGUUGUUUAUUGUGUAUAUUGGGAAAUAUUUAUUAAGUCAUUAAAUCAAAUAAGGGGAAUAUGGUCAACUAAUUUAUGUAUACUUCGUGUAGCUGGCAGAUUUUCAAGAAAUCUUACUGCAAGAAGAGAAAAAGCAAACUGACUUUCUAGAUGACGAUUACGAGGUAUAUACAGUGUAUGAAAUAUAGUUUUUUUAUUAGGUGAAUUAUGUUGGCAAUGAUUCAGCUAUGACGAUUACGAAUUUGAGCCAAAUUUCCAAACAGUUGUUACUUCUCUAAAAUUUAAGUGUACUUAAAACGAUAUUUUUAGAAUUGAAAAUUGCUCACCUAAUUAGUGUUCGUUUAUAUGGUGACCAUGAAUUUUUAAUAUGGAUGCCGAUUCGCUUUCGAAUAAAUUCACUUUGGUCCAUAAGGUGAAUCUGGCCUUCGGAAACAAGGUCCGUUGACCUCAAACAUUUUAUAAUUUCACCGAAGUCCGUUGCUGCUUUAUGCUACUACUUCAGUGUACGCGGCUCUAUAAUUGCUAUGUUGAUGUUAAACUCUUGAUUGUUGGGGGUAAUGUUAUUACGAGAGUUUUUAGAAGGCUCAAAAGGUUAACAUUAUUUUCUGGGGAGGGGAGCUUUAAUUAGAAUAGAAGCACUUAUAAAUGACGCUAUAGUCUCUUACGCAGGCAAAAAUGGCAGAGUUACUGUACUUGUGGAGUUAGAAGUACGGGGAUUUAUUUCCUCACUGCACUAUCAUCCCUGAUGAUCCAUUGUUACCCCCACCUUUUUCUGUUAAUUGUUGCGUAAUUAUGCCUUUCUUGCCACCUGAGUUGCUAGCGGAGGAGGCUAAAAAGACGCCAUGUUUUGGAAAACGAUUGUUGCAUGACAACUGCAAAGCUGUUGCUCUAAAUAUGGGUUACUGAUCAAUGGAAAAUAUUCCUCAUUACUUGCAUGCAUGUACAUGGUGGUGGAAACACUACUUUUUAAUCAGUUGUCUUUCUUAUAUAGCAAAGCUUUUUUCGACCUUCCUUUGAGGAUAAACCAACAUGGAGGGUACCGCCUGAGGAUGUUAUAAACAACGAGGAAUGGAUGAAACAUGUAAGGACUCUUUUUUAG
Paramuricea clavata is the source of this 8337-nucleotide messenger RNA. Lineage: Eukaryota; Metazoa; Cnidaria; Anthozoa; Malacalcyonacea; Plexauridae. The record is from the annotation of a GenBank genome assembly.